Messenger RNA from Scleropages formosus (Asian bonytongue), 1439 nucleotides. RefSeq names its product cyclin E2 (gene ccne2). Lineage: Eukaryota; Metazoa; Chordata; Actinopteri; Osteoglossiformes; Osteoglossidae. The record is from RefSeq and is a predicted model, not a curated record. The transcript has 11 exons. The coding region runs from base 109 to 1296 and encodes 395 amino acids.
CACUGCGAUUAUUUUAUUGCCCUUAUGAUAAUUUAAGUAUAAUUUUUCGCGGUAUUUAAUGCAUUUUUUUUCCCUGUCUUAGGAACUUCGGUGACUGAGGCAGUUAGAAUGUUAAGACGGAGUGGUCGUGUGACACUGCAACAGAAGGAUGGAAACAACGUGGUGCUCAAAGUAAAAGUGGCCAAAAGAAGGAAAGCAGGGAAGGGUGGCAGAAAGAAAGUUCAGCUUUCCAAGAAAAAGCAGAGUUACGAGAUCCAGAACCUGUGGUCUGAAGAAGGGGCUGGCCCUUGCAUCCUAAUGGAGACCCCAUACAAAGAAGUGAAGUCAACAAAUGACCUGUCAGGGUUCAAACAGUUUAGGUUCAAGAACCUGUUUGUGAAGCCCUCACCUCUUCCCUGUGUCAGCUGGGCCAGCUCUGAUGAUGUGUGGAUUAAGAUGCUGAACAAAGAACUGAAGUAUGUCCAUGACAGUGGGUUCAUGGAACAGCAUCCCAGUCUGCAGCCAAGCAUGAGGUCUAUUCUCCUUGAUUGGCUUAUGGAGGUGAGUGAAGUGUAUACCCUCCAUCGAGAGACCUUCUACCUGGCACAGGACUUUUUUGACCGGUUCAUGAUGACGCAGAAAGACGUCCAGAAGAACCGACUCCAGCUCAUUGGAAUCACAUGCCUCUUCAUCGCUUCAAAGAUUGAGGAAAUUUACCCUCCGAAGCUGCAUGAGUUUGCUUAUGUCACGGAUGGGGCAUGCGAUGAAGAGGAAAUACUGGAGAUGGAGCUCAUUGUGUUGAAGGAAUUGAACUGGGAUCUCUGUCCUGAGACGGUCAUUUCAUGGCUGAAGUUGUACAUUCAGGUGGCUUCCUUGAAAGAUGAUGACAAUCUUCUAGUACCUCAGUUUUCUCAGGAAACAUUCAUACAGGUCACACAGCUUUUAGAUCUUUGCAUACUGGACAUAAAUUCCCUGAAGUUCCAGUAUGGCAUAUUGGCAGCUGCUGCAUUUUGUCACUUUACCUCAUUUGAAGAUGUUAAUAAAGUUUCAGGUUUGAGUUGGGACAGUAUGGUGGACUGUGCAACCUGGAUGCUCCCAUUUCUGCGAACCACUCGGGAACGUGCGCGUGUACAGCUGAAGGACUUCAAAAAGGUGGCCCCAGAAGACCGACACAACAUCCAAACCCACGCAGACUACCUGGCCAUGCUGAAUAAUGCUCACCACAAACAGCAGGAAAGUGAGGCCCAGCUGUCACCUCUGCCUGUUGGUGGAAUUCUGACUCCACCUAAAAGUACAGAGAAGACCACCAUUCACUGAGCCUGGAGUUUUUACAGGGAGACCAUCUUACUUGAGCAGGGUGGCCUUUGUGGCUCCCCCUGCUUGAGAACAGUUAUUCCAGCAGCUUCUGUUCUGAAGGCAGCUAUUUUAAUUUUUUUAAUUGAAAGUGGGAAGAUUUUAAC